Molecule: messenger RNA, 2951 nt
Organism: Exophiala oligosperma
Lineage: Eukaryota; Fungi; Ascomycota; Eurotiomycetes; Chaetothyriales; Herpotrichiellaceae
Exons: 2
Coding region: 416-2329 (637 amino acids)
Biological process (GO): positive regulation of transcription by RNA polymerase II
Molecular function (GO): DNA-binding transcription factor activity, RNA polymerase II-specific
Source: RefSeq, a predicted model, not a curated record
CCUCUCACCUGCCUCCGCCGACCGGGACGCGGGCCUUGGGUCUUUUUCUUGUCUGAGGCUCCCUUAAUCCUUCCGUACGCGAGCGCCUCGGCCUGUACGGUAUUGUAUCGAAACCACCUACGCGCUUUCUCCUCGAUACCCAGUACUAAAGACCCGGUCCAUCUCCCUCUUCUCCCCUACCGUCUUAUAUCAUCUACUUCUAUCGUCCGGAUCCUUUACCUUUCACUUUGAAAUCAUUAUGCUCACCCCUUCUUCUACUUCUGCCUUUACAACUACUUGAGAAAUCCACCAUUUCCCCUCCAAAGGGUUGACACCACCACUACCAUUGUUCUUCCCCACCUUCUCUCACCGCCACUUGCCCAGUUCUCCGAUACACUACGCACAGCAAUUGCUUUCUCGACAAAAUUCUCAUUCCAUGGCCAUGCAAUAUUCACAGCAGGGCUUCUAUGACUUUGGCCCUCACUGGCCCGAGGACGUGAAGCCCGCCUUGACCGAAGACAAUUCUUCUGUCCUGGACGACAGAGUCCUCGACUCCUCUACCCCGGCCGACAUGACAGCGGCUGCUCCCAUUGACACUGGACAUCUCGCCAUGACUAAAGUGGAGGACGACUACGCAGGAUCUACGCAAGUCUGGCAGGAAAGGCCUCAAGCUGUCGUGCAUGCCGCCCGACACUACUCACAGCCUUCGAUGUCCUUAGCCAACGUCAACACCUCGUUCUUUGCUCAACCGCCUUCUACUAACUGUGGUUCCGGAUUCGCGCAGACCCCUUCCUGGCCACUCUCGGCACGUUCGGAGGCUAGCACUCCUACGCCAUUUUUCUCAGCACAGGACCAGUUCAGCCAGCAAGUCCAAUAUAACGGCGGCCCAGUCACGUUGUCUGGGUUCUCUCAACAGGAUCCCUUGUCGGCAGUUUCCAUGUCCCCGCAGUCGAGUCAAGGAGGAUGGGCCUCGGCCACCUCCUCAAAUGCCACGGUGCGCAGUCGCCGUCUGCGGCAUCACAGGUACCGGGCUCCCUCGCCUGGACUGGUGGUCAGGUCAGAUGGUAUCAGGAAGAAGAACGCCAAGUUUGAUAUUCCCGCCGAACGGAAUCUCGCCAACAUCGACCUCCUUAUUGCGUCGUGUGUGAAUGACGAGGAUAAGAAAGAACUCAAGCAACAGAAACGUCUUCUCCGCAACCGUCAAGCUGCGCUUGAUUCCCGUCAACGCAAGAAGACUCAUACUGAGAAGCUGGAGCAAGAGAAGAAGAUCUUCACGGACCAAAAGAAUGAGAUGGAAAAUACAAUCGCUCACCUCGAAGCAUCUCUCCACCAAGAGAGAGAACAGUGGGCACGUCAACGCCAACAAUGUGAACAAUAUAUCCAGCGACUGCAGUAUGAACGGGACGAGGCGAUUAGGACCAAGACUCUCGAUACCGCCGACCUUCGACGCCAGAACAACAUUCUCAAGGAUACUGUCAGAGAAUUGGAAAGGCAACAGCAUGUCAAAACCUUUUCGAACAGUGCUGCCGAUGCCUUCACCAAUGACUUUACCAACUUCCGAAGUUUGGACCUCGAAGACACAUGGGAAAAUGAAUUCAGUCUGAUCAACACAGAGGACCUGAAGAUGGAAGAGAAUGAGACACUUCAGCGGCAAGCGACCCCACGUCCCCACACAUCGACUCAGCCCUUGGAAGGCGAUAGUCUCGACGUCAAGGUCGAUACUGGCUUCAGCUGGAAUACUUUCUACAUGUGCCUGCUUGCCGGUGCCUUCAUCGUCUCUCAGACCGGCUCGCAAACGACCAAUGCAGCCUCAGCUGCUGUCAUCACCCCUAUCAUGCCAGCCCUUGCUGACGACUAUCGUGCCGAAGCUGGCAACGUUCUCAACGCAGUACUUGCUUCCGCUCCGGCCGGUGCACAUGAAGCACUUCCAUCUCGUCCAGCAUCGACCAUAGAACACAGCGACUAUCAACAGGCAAGAGAGGCACAGUCCGACAUGAUGUCUUCCACCGGACAUGCUGCUGAGACUUCUUUGGACAGCUUGCACGCAACACUCACAACGCCAUCACGUCAUCAGCAGACCAGUGCCGCGUUCUCUCUAUCGGCCUCCUCCUACAACCAUAUCACCAACGGGGGCAGUGUCUUUGACGAUGAUGACAGUGACGAUGUUGAGAUUGUUGAAGUCAAACCUACUCGUCUUCAGCAAUUGUUUGCCAACAUGCGAGCUGAACAAGAUGGUAUUGACAGGAUGGCGGGUAUGAGCAGCAAAGCCUCCGAAAGGAGUGUCCUCCUUGACCGUGUCCCCGAGAAGGUCCUCCGGGACUUUCGGGAGAUGAUUGCUCGCGUGGAGUAAGCUUAGGACUGAGUCUGGGCUUGACGCCAACCACAAAUUGCACUUGUUCCCUAUGUCUCCUUUUUUCGCGCUUCUUCAGCUCUGGACACCUGUCUUGAACAAGAAUGAUACUCGACCACCACAACAGAAACAACUACAAGAUCAUCGGCUCCAAGGCACAAUUUCUUUACUCCUACCAUAGUGGUUUUGUCUUUAUUCGGUAUUGGUUUGGGGAUUUGUUUUUUCUAUAUGAAUUGAAUGACCACUACAAACGAAUGGAAUGGAAACUCUGGAAUUUUUUUGGACUAUCAUAACGACCGUUACGAAACAGAUGGAAAUUGGGAACUCAGAACAGCACAGAAUGGGGCAACAGGGCAAUUCGGGACUGGCUAGGGCACAGUAUGAACGACCAAGUAUUGUUAAACAAGUUGUUUUGGAUGAUUUGAACAGAACUUGAAAAUGAAUUGGGGACCAGUCCGAAAGUAUCUUUGCCAUUUUUUUUGUUUUCCAUUUGAGCUAGCCUUGACGAACAAGAGCAAUCUUUUCUGUCUUCAUCACUGAUAUACAGAGAUCUUUUCUUGUUGUCUUUUCAAAGUUGUGUGUGACUGAGUGUGGGUGUGCUCCUGAACAAAAUGGGGCGAGG